This is a messenger RNA of Onychomys torridus (southern grasshopper mouse), 2952 nucleotides long. RefSeq names its product maestro heat-like repeat family member 5. Lineage: Eukaryota; Metazoa; Chordata; Mammalia; Rodentia; Cricetidae. Gene Ontology annotation, cellular component: cytoplasm. The transcript is spliced from 24 exons. Bases 1 to 2952 code for a protein of 983 amino acids. The record is from RefSeq and is a predicted model, not a curated record.
AUGGUGGUCAGUAAGAUCAAGAACAUGAUGAUCACGGAGCAGGACCUGGCGCUGGACACCAUCUGCCAUUUCCUAGAGGAGCACAACCAGCUCUGGGAAAAGCAGAAGGAGUCUCACAGGGAUGCCUCUGUGAAGAAGCUCCUAGAGUUCCUCAGCCUGGACCCCAAGCAGGCUGCUGAUAAGGCCGUCCUCUUCCACCUCUACGGGCUGAUCCUGCGUGAGUGCCCCAGCGAGGAGCAGGUUCAAUGCCACUUGGCCAGCCUCCUGGAGCUGUCACACCAGCACUCCAGCCAGCGGGAGGGCAUUGCGCUGGCUGUGGGCCUGGCCUCCACCAAACACUUGCAGGAGGUAUGGGCCCUGCUGGAGCACCUGGGCCGCACCAAGUUCCUGCGUUCAGCUGCUGUGUCCCCAGACAACCAGGAUGAGAUCCUGAAGUCAAGCUUCCUCUCUGCGGCCAUUCUGCUCACUAGAUCGCUCCGGGACGAGCAUGGCGCCCAGAGGUACAAGUUCACCCAAAUACCAGCGCUUGUCCAGUGCCUCCUGGGCAUCCUCCAGAAGGAGCCCAACUUCCUGACCACCUUCUCCCGGCAGAAGGUCAUACUGGUCAUCGUGGGCCUGAGUAACCUGAGACCCAGACUCACACCCCUGCUCAAGUCCCAGGUCCUGAAGACUUGCCUGCACAGCGUGUACAAGCUUCCCUCUACCGAGGCCCUGAAGAGUGGCUCACCUUCAUUGGAGCGAGCCCCAGAUGUCAUGGUGCUGUACAAGAAGACAAUACGUGCCUUGGACCUGCUCCUCCAGAACUUCAUCUCUGAGAACCCGAGCAUGGAUGAGGUCUGCUUCCUCCUGCAGCACACAGAGCACUGGCUGAAAUCUAACAAGAGCCAUGAGCGCGGUCGGGCUGUGCAAUCCAUCUUCCUGCUUCUGCAGUAUGUGGUGGACUCUUUGAAGCUUGCUGAAGAGGCCAUGCCGUCCAUGCUGGGCCACCAGAUAGGCCUCCUGACUCUGCUGUGGCGGGAUAAAGAUGAGUCCACACAACAACGUUCUCACCAAUGUGUCUUCCUCCUCAUGCAGCUUGUGUUCCAGCAGAAAGGGAAGUUGGAGGAAUCCACACAAUGGAACAAGAUGAUGCACUUUGAAAUCAACAAGUCUAGAGAGUGGGAGGAAAAUCUCUACCACAUAGUGAAGGCCUUCAAGAAGGACUUGACAGUGGCGCAGCACACACAGCUGAUCCUCACCCUGGUGCACAACCUAGGCGGUUGUAACUACCUCCGCUGUGACCUUGCCGCCCAGCUCCUACUGAUGAUGUGUGAGGAGCCCGGCUUCAGAAAGGAACAGGUGGCUGAGCUCUUCCAAGGCCUGUUCCAGGAACUGCCGAACAUCCGCUCCAGGAGUAUCCAGCGGACCAUAAGUAAGGCCACCAUGGCUCUGGGGAUCCAGCAUACUCAAGAGGUGGUGGAGGUGGUCUUGUCUUUGUGUCAUCCCUCAGAGAGGUGGAUCCUACUGCUGUGGAAGGCUCUGGCUACCAACUACCAUUUGUCACGUGAUGUUAUAACCCUGCUCUACAUAAAGUUGAAAUUACGGCCGCCCAGGAAGCUCCUCCAGGCCAAGUAUCAGGCCCAUCUGGUCUCCCUGAUGGCACUGAGCACCAUUUAUGAGCUCCUCUACACCCCGGAGUACAGGAACACAGUCCGCUGGGCUUUCGCGGGGAUCCUUCUGGGGCUCCUCACCGAGCUCUACUACCUGCUGGAGAUGGGUCUGGUGCAGGGUAUCUUUGACUACCAGGAAGACAAUAUAGCCUCUAAGCCCCUCGGGCCCUGCAGAACCUGCCUAGAAGCACUCAAGGGCCUCUUUUGGACCAACCAGUACUGGGAAGUGUUUGCUGACCUCAAGCUGACCCAGGGCUGGGAGCUCUUUGGGAAGUUGGAAACUUUCACAAGGGGAGUGACCCUUUUGGCCAGGGCCAUGGCUCACUAUAACUGCGAGGUCAAGGCUGUCUUGGGGCAGGCACUCAUCUCCCUGAAGAGCACUGAAGAGAGAGACAACAUUGUGGGGAUCUGCAUCAUCACCGAGUUUCUCAACAGCCCAGAUGCCUUCCAGCACAUGUCUCGGAAGGUCAUGGACAACUCCCUGAGCAUAGGCCUUUCCAACCGCAACCGAACAGUGCGAGCUUUGAGCCUGAAGGGCCUGGGCAGCACUCUGAUGCACCCUAAUAAGGUGACUCUGCUGAGAAGUAAGUUGAUGGAGCUGCUGGACAACUUCCUACAGCCUGAGUUCAAGGACCCUGUGGGCCUGAUGGAGAUCAUGGGCCACCUCCUACACUGUCUGGGUGUCCAGAGCAUCGGGACUCUCAGCUUCAAGAUUGCUCAGCACCUUCUCAGCCUGUUCACAGAUGAAAGAGCAAAGGUACGGGAAUAUGCCAUCUUCCUCUUCGGGGACGUCAUCCACUAUGGUGGCAAGAAGUUUCAUCAGAGCCUCAAGAUCCUGGCUUUCCAGGCUGCAGUGCCUCUGCUGUUCCACAUGGCUGACCCCUGCCCAGAAGUGGCCAUGAAGGCCAAGUUCACCUUCCUGCGCUGUGCCAUCCUGUUAAAAUGGGAGUUCCGGAAGGAGCUGUUCAGCAAGCUGGCAUGGGGCCAAGGGCUGGGCGCUGCGAAUGACAUUUUUAUCUACAUGAUAGAAAGCAACUAUGGCAACUACCAGCAGUUUCUCAGUCAGGCCCUGAUGUAUCUGGACAGUCCCCACAAGACCCUGAAGGGGGCAGCCAUGAGGUUCAUCGGGGCAUUGCUUCAGGACUACUUCACUGACCUUUGCUUCUACUUGACAAAGGACGAUGUGACCAUCCUUAAGAACUAUUUGGAGGCCCUCAGCCACGACACAGACUCCAGGACCCGAAGGUUCUACCUCAACCAUUGGGAUGAUGUUGUAGAGCUGUCCCACUACGUGAUGAGCUGA